AUGCUGAGCGGCACCUCGGUCGUCUACGAGCGAAAGGUCGUGGCGACGCACAUCCGCACCUACAACUGGCCGCCUCUGCAGCUCAACUUCUGGAUCUUUGUCAUGCUGCUGUGCGCCUGCACCAUCAUUGGUGUUUUUGGAAGCUUUAUCCAGAUCCAGAACCAGCUCGAGCUGCCCAUUCCCUGGUAUUUCCCAUACUACAUCACCGUCGGCGCCAUCGCGAUCCUCUUCAUAUUCGGCAUCUUCUGGCUCAUCGCCCGCCGCCGCCUGCUGCCGGCCAUUGUCAUGAUCGGUGCCUUCAUGCUCUUCGUCAUGUGGCUCGUGGGCCUCGUCGUCGUCUCGCUCGAGCUCUGGGGGCCCAACGGCUCGAUCCAGGACACCUGCGACCGCAACAUCUUCAACCAGAACCCCAGGGGCCGCAACCAGGAGACGCUGGCGUGGCUGCAGCAGAAGAUGAUCUGCCAGUGCUGGGACCUGGUCUUUGCCAUGGCCCUGACGGGCGCCAUCUUUUUGUUCUGGGUCAUGAUUAUGGCGUACCAGGUUUUUGCCAGGUCAUGA
Messenger RNA from Trichoderma reesei QM6a, 558 nucleotides. RefSeq lists its product as uncharacterized. NCBI's taxonomy places the organism in Eukaryota, Fungi, Ascomycota, Sordariomycetes, Hypocreales, Hypocreaceae. The record is from RefSeq and is a predicted model, not a curated record. The transcript is spliced from 2 exons. The coding region runs from base 1 to 558 and encodes 185 amino acids.